UUUUGUUAGACAUGGCGAAUCUCAAGCUGCCGUGCUGUGGCCUCUUUGGUGGUCUGCUGGGCUAUCUCUUCCAAAGCAACACCGUACCAGAUAAUGCGCCGUCAUCUCCGCACUACCGCCCCCCUCUCCUUACCAAUUGGCACCCAUAUACAUCCCCUCUUGUCCAGCCCGAAGUCAUCGACAUGCGUGGAGGUGGCCACCUCGACAUGUACGUCGGCGAAGUCUUGCAUGCGUGGGGUAGCGGCGCGCCAUCCGGUACAGUGUAUGGCUUUGGAAGGGAAGGAUCAGCUCCUUCGUUUCCGGGUCCGACCAUCUUAACCGCGCGGAAUGUCCCCAUCUCCGUCACAUGGACCAAUCGCCUGGGUACGGCACCCCACUUGCUCCACCGCAACACCGAGCCGUCGUUCCUCGUGGAAGCGUCCGCGUGCUACCCAACAUGCGGCGUGCCGACGUCUGUGCACAUUCACGGGUUAGAGAAUCCGCCAAAAUAUGACGGCAUGCCCACCCAAACGUUUUACCACAACACAACGUUCAAGGCCAAGUACGCGAACCGCCAGUUUCCGUCCACAAAAGUCUACCAUGAUCACGCGUGGGGCCUGUCUCAGUUGAACAUGUGGGCGGGCAUGGUCGGGCUGUACGCCGUGCAAGACGCGGAAUUGGAAUCGAAGUUCCAUCUGGACAAACUCCCCGACAUGACGUUCAUCCUCCAAGACAAGCUCAUCAGUGCCGACGGCGCGUUGCUGUACACUGAGAAACUCACGUGUAGCCCCGUCGCGCCUACAAAGUGGGUCCCCCAAGCGUAUGGCAGUGUCAACACGGUGAACGGCGUCGUGAUGCCCUUCGCAACCAUCGACGCCAGCCGCGUCCGCUUUCGAUGGGCCAACGUCGCCAAUGCACGGACCUACACUCUGACAUUGCCGUUUGCCCAUCUGUGCAAAGUGGUUGCCACCGACGGCGGGUUCGUCCAUCGGCCGAGCCCCGUUCCAGUGACUGACUGGACGCUAUUUCCGCUCGAACGCGUGGAAAUGGUGUGCGAUUUUACCUCUGUCCCUGCUGGCACCACGUUUGACAUUGUCGACAAGCCGCUGCUUCAAGAAAGCGCGUACGUGUACGACGCGCGAGUGAUGCAGGUGCAAAUUACGUCAUCGCAAGGUGCUCGAGAAAAGCAACGCCAAGUGAGCCGCCGUCCUCUUCCAGACACGCUCGUGGCGUUGAAAUCGCUGCGGCAAUUGCACGUCGACACGUUGGGAAUGACCAGACAGGUCACACUGGGCGAGCUCAUGGAUGGCCAUGGCUGCUCGACGCACUUGUAUUUACAAGAGCACAGCGCGAUAAAAGACGCGACCACAAUCAAAAGCACUUUGCACUGCACACUCGGCAAAGUGGAAAAGUGGGAAUUUAUCAACCCGACCGUAGGCCCCCAUCCGUUCCACUGGCACCUUGUGAACGCCCAGUGCGGCGAAACAGAAGCCACGAUCAACACGAACGAGCUCAAGGACGUGGUGGUGAUCCCGGCGCGCCCGGACGGCGGCGUCGCGCUCGUGUGCUACGUGGCGUGCACACCGGACGAGUUUCUGCUUGUCCACAGUACCCGGUCAGCCCACUCGUUCGGGUUCAACGUACUUGACGACCCGUACUUGGCUCACUGCCACAUCAUGGAGCAUGGCGAGAAUCAAAUGAUGGCGUGGUUCCAACUCACGGCCAAGGAUGUGGACAACUGAUUGAGCAUAGUGGAAUAAGUACAGUAGGAAAUGAACCUCACUCGUCGAGCAUGCGACACUACUACUUACUACUCAAGUACUAUUAAUAGUACUCGUAAGUAGUAGUACUAUCGUUCGUACAGACGACUCACUAACAGCAUGCUAUCAGUAAUCACAACACCCCGAAACCCAGUGAUUGGUCGAGUUCAAAUUUG
Molecule: messenger RNA, 1915 nt
Organism: Aphanomyces astaci
Lineage: Eukaryota; Oomycota; Saprolegniomycetes; Saprolegniales; Verrucalvaceae
Exons: 1
Coding region: 12-1721 (569 amino acids)
Molecular function (GO): copper ion binding; oxidoreductase activity
Source: RefSeq, a predicted model, not a curated record